AUGCGUCUCUCUGCAGCACUGUACUCCCCAACGCACCCUUGGCUCGCAUGCUUGAAAUCAGUACAAUUGCAGCGCAUUGCGCGAGCAACGGGUAUCCAAUCGUCUGGUACGAAGGGUGUUCUUAUUGAGCGCAUUGCAGCGGAGUUGACGUUGCAUUCACACUCGCAGUUGCAGUUGCAGUCGCAGUCGGCUGCCGCAGAUGGUGAUGGUGAUGGUGAUGGUGUUGCAGAGGGUGCCAUCACUAGUAGUCCCAAUCACAUUACCAAUACUAGUGAUAGUGCAAGCACCUGCCCAAACCAAGAUCGACAGGUCGAUCGGCGGGUGUUGACAAAAACUCCCUCAAGCAACCACAAGACAAAGAUAAUCAUCAAGUCAGCAGACUUGUCAAAAUCAAAUCCCGCACAACCAUGGAGCAUCCUCAGCAUCGAUAUGGGUGUUCAGAACCUCGCAUUCGCGCAUCUGCGAGUGCCCCGCUCGGGGGGUCCAGGUAUUGGGAUAGAUGCUGCAAACCCCAGACCGCCAGAGUUAACAGCCUGGCACAAACUUGCUGUUUCUGAGAUAUCAAGUUUGGACCUAAUACCCGGGGAUAAUACCGGUAUAAUCAAACCCGUGCAACCAAUAUCAGGAUCUGGUGGCGCCACGGAAUCAUCCCAAGCUAUUCUCCCAGUAGAUACGCAAAAAGUCCUGCCUGUCAAGGUCAAGAUCGCCAAAUCUACCACAAAAGAAAAAGAUGGCUUCUCCCCGGACCUGUACGCUGCAAAUGCAUAUACCCUAAUCACAUCACUCAUAGCUGCAUACCGCCCUACGCACGUGCUCAUAGAGCGGCAGCGCUUCCGCUCAGGCGGUGGAAGUGCCGUGCUUGAAUGGACGCUGCGUGUUGGCUUGUUGGAGGGUAUGCUGUAUGCCGUUCUCCAUACACUGCGACAGGAGAGGGGCGGGGAGGUUGCGGAUCUGGUUGUUCGAGGCGUUGAUCCGAGACGGGUAGUGAGGUAUUGGCUUGAGGGUGGAUCUGGGUCAUCAGUUCCAGGGAAAGGAGACGAGGGGACAGCAUCAGAGGUCGGGAAAAGGGUCAAGGAGAAGAAACCAACCGCGCGAGAAGUGAAGAAGGCUAAGAUCGAUCUUGUUGGACGAUGGCUUUCUGCUGCGAUGCAGAAGAAUAACACCAAUGCUUCUCUAGACACGGACGGAAGUCUUAAAAAACUGGAGCUGGGUAUUGCUGCUGACGAUAAGAUCGUGCUUGCGGAUAAAUCCGAGUGUCCUGCUCUGCAUGGUGUUGCGGGUGGUUAUAUGCGGAAAUGGCAGAGCCAGACGCAGACGUCGAAGAAGGGGAAAGGGAAGGGGUCUCGUUCUUUGAAGAGUGGAUCUCUUUCUUCAUUGCCCGUGUCGCCUCAGUCUGAUAUGGCGGACGAGGUGGCUGCUGUUGACCCGGGCAAACUUGAUGAUCUGGCGGAUUGUUUGUUGCAGGGUGUGACGUGGGUUGAAUGGCAGAUUAUGCGGGAGCGGAUUGCGAGGGAAGGGGUUGAGGCGUUAGAUUCGAUACCGUAG
Molecule: messenger RNA, 1545 nt
Organism: Penicillium expansum
Lineage: Eukaryota; Fungi; Ascomycota; Eurotiomycetes; Eurotiales; Aspergillaceae
Exons: 1
Coding region: 1-1545 (514 amino acids)
Cellular component (GO): mitochondrion
Molecular function (GO): Y-form DNA binding; flap-structured DNA binding; crossed form four-way junction DNA binding
Source: RefSeq, a predicted model, not a curated record